UUGGUUUCUGCGGGCGCCUCGGGCGAGGCCGACGUCGGGAAGAUGCCGGGCAAGCUGAAGGUGAAAAUCGUGGCCGGGCGCCAUUUGCCAGUGAUGGACCGAGCUAGUGACCUGACUGAUGCCUUCGUGGAGGUAAAAUUUGGAAAUACGACUUUUAAAACAGAUGUCUAUCAUAAGUCACUUAACCCUCAGUGGAACUCUGAAUGGUUUAAAUUUGAGGUGGAUGAUGAAGAUUUACAAGAUGAACCUCUCCAGAUCACAGUCCUUGACCAUGACACUUACAGUGCAAAUGAUGCCAUUGGUAAAGUGUACAUUGACAUUGACCCUCUGCUCUAUAGUGAAGCUGCGACGGUCAUCUCAGGAUGGUUCCCAAUUUAUGACACUAUACAUGGUAUUCGUGGGGAAAUCAAUGUAGUUGUCAAAGUAGACCUCUUUAAUGAUUUAAACCGAUUUAGGCAAUCUUCAUGUGGAGUCAAAUUCUUUUGUACAACAUCUAUUCCAAAGUGCUAUAGAGCCGUGAUAAUUCAUGGAUUUGUAGAAGAACUCGUGGUCAAUGAAGACCCUGAAUAUCAAUGGAUUGAUCGAAUUCGCACACCAAGGGCAUCAAAUGAGGCCAGGCAGAGACUCAUUUCUUUAAUGUCAGGUGAACUACAGAGGAAGAUUGGCCUGAAAGUACUUGAAAUGAGAGGAAAUGCAGUGGUUGGGUACUUACAGUGUUUUGACCUUGAAGGCGAGUCUGGGUUAGUGGUACGAGCCAUAGGAACAGCAUGCACACUGGAUAAACUCAGUAGCCCAGCAGCAUUCCUUCCUGCAUGUAAUUCCCCAUCCAAAGAAAUGAAGGAGAUUCCCUUCAAUGAAGAUCCUAACCCCAAUACUCACUCAUCAGGACCCUCAACCCCUCUGAAAAACCAAACUUAUUCCUUUUCACCUUCCAAGUCCUACAGCCGACAGUCCUCCUCUUCUGACACAGACUUGAGUUUGACACCCAAAACUGCAUCUUACUCACAGGGUCCUAGGAGUUACCUGUGCCCCACCUACCCCCCUUUCUCUUGUGGUUCCUUUCAUCUUAAAAAGUCCUGUCUUCUCCUCUCGGAAUCUAGCCUUACCCCUCCUCACUGUAGUCCUGUCAGCCCCGUGCUGAGGAAAAGUGUUUCUUUCAGUGAAGAGCUGUUCCUGGCUGCUUCUGGAAUGGGAAGUGGGAGUGCUGGAAAAGAAGGGGGGCCCUUUAAAGGUCUUUUAAGACAACAGACUCAGUCAGCGUUGGAACAAAGGGAAUUUCCAUUUUUCACCCUGACGGCAUUUCCUCCUGGAUUUCUUGUGCAUGUUGGGGGUGUUGUUAGUGCACGCUCGGUGAAGCUUUUGGAUCGGAUCCACAAUCCUGAUGAACCAGAAACUCGAGAUGCGUGGUGGGCUGAAAUCAGACAAGAAAUAAAAUCACAUGCUAAGGCUUUAGGCUGCCAUGCUGUAGUGGGCUACAGUGAAUCAACCAGCAUCUGUGAAGAGGUCUGUAUUUUGUCUGCAUCCGGGACGGCAGCUGUGCUGAACCCUAGAUUUCUACAGGAUGGGACCGUGGAGGGCUGUUUGGAACAGAGGCUAGAAGAAAAUUUGCCUGCAGGCUGUGGAUUUUGCCAUAUCCCAUAUGAUGAACUAAAUAUGCCUUUUCCAGCACAUCUGACAUAUUGCUAUAACUGCAGGAAACAAAAAGUUCCUGAUGUUCUCUUUACAACUAUAGAUCUCCCAAUGGAUGCAACAGUUAUUGGAAAAGGUUGUCUUAUUCAAGCAAGAUUAUGUCGAUUGAAAAAGAAAGCACAGGCCGAAGCAAAUGCUACAGCCAUCAGCAAUCUGUUGCCAUUCAUGGAAUAUGAAGUACACACUCAGUUAAUGAAUAAACUAAAGCUCAAAGGAAUGAAUGCCUUGUUUGGACUGAGAAUUCAGAUCUCAGUGGGUGAAAAUAUGUUGAUGGGUUUAGCUUCUGCCACAGGUGUGUAUUUAGCAGCUUUACCAACACCUGGUGGUAUUCAGAUUGCGGGGAAGACCCCUAAUGAUGGCUCCUAUGAACAGCAUAUCUCUCAUAUGCAAAAGAAAAUAAAUGACACAAUUGCUAAGAACAAGGAGUUAUAUGAAAUCAAUCCUCCAGAAAUAUCUGAAGAGCUUAUAGGAUCUCCCAUUCCAGAACCUAGGCAACGUUCAAGACUUUUAAGAUCUCAAUCAGAAAGCUCUGAUGAAGUUAUGGAAUUAGACCUUUCACAUGGAAAGAAGGAUGCCUUUGUGUUGGAGAUUGAUGACACAGAUGCCAUGGAAGAUGUGCAUUCCCUGCUCACUGAUGUUCCUCCACCAUCAGGUUUUUAUAGUUGCAAUACUGAAAUUAUGCCUGGUAUAAAUAAUUGGACAUCUGAAAUACAGAUGUUCACUUCAGUAAGAGUAAUCAGAUUAAGCAGUCUUAACCUGACGAAUCAAGCUCUUAACAAGAACUUUAAUGAUCUCUGUGAAAAUUUGCUCAAGAGCCUCUAUUUUAAACUACGAUCUAUGAUCCCCUGCUGCCUUUGCCAUGUAAAUUUUACAGUUUCUCUCCCUGAAGAUGAAUUAAUUCAGGUUACAGUCACAGCAGUGGCAAUAACUUUUGAUAAAAAUCAAGCUUUACAGACCACAAAAACCCACGUUGAAAAGUCUUUGCAAAGAGCUUCUACAGACAAUGAAGAACUCCUGCAGUUUCCCUUGGAACUCUGUUCAGAUUCACUUCCUCCUCAUCCUUUCCCACCAGUGAAAGAACACCUGGAGAGUGCAAGUUCUAACUCAGGUAUACCAGCUGCACAGAGAGCAACGUCAGUUGAUUACAGUUCCUUUGCAGACAGAUGCAGCAGCUGGAUAGAGCUCAUUAAACUGAAAGCUCAGACCAUAAGGCGCGGAUCAAUUAAGACAACUGUGACAGUGGAAAAGGCAAGCCCAAUGGGGGAAGGAAAUUUCCGGAAUCGAGCAGGUCCAUCUUGUGCCAAUUCUACAGUGGGAGUUGUUAAGAUGACGCCGCUUUCUUUCAUUCCUGGAGCAAAAAUAACUAAAUACCUUGGAAUAAUUAACAUGUUUUUUAUUCGAGAAACCACUUCUCUUCGUGAGGAAGGAGGUGUCAGUGGCUUUCUCCAUGCCUUCAUUGCCGAAGUGUUUGCAAUGGUGAGAGCUCAUGUCGCUGCAUUAGGAGGGAAUGCUGUUGUCUCCUACAUAAUGAAGCAGUGUGUCUUCAUGGAGAAUCCAAAUAAAAACCAGGCACAGUGUCUUAUAAAUGUGAGUGGUGAUGCAGUGGUUUUUGUGCGUGAAUCUGAGUCAGAAGUGGUCCCAACUCAGCACCCGACUGCCAACUGCCAGCCUGCGUGUCCUGGAGGGGAAGUCACAACCUGAAGGAAAUUAGGAAGGAAGAGCUCCGCUAAAGGGAAACUCAGCUGCUUCCAUGGUUUGGUCAUGACUGUCUUCCUAGACUUAAAAACUUGAACUGCAUUUGAGGUACUUCAGAAAGACUUGAUACAGCACGAGAAAAUUUGAUUUGUUUGGAAUCACUUAGAGGCGAGGCAGGAGAUGUUUGCAUCUUUUCUUCGGUUUGCCUAGGAAAUCUUGAUCCUUCCAUAAAAUCAACUCAGAGCAUUGGGCUUCACAAAGAUGAAAGCUGCUUAUAAUAUAUGCUGAUUUUAAUACAAUCAUAAUUUAGAUGGUGAAAAAGAAAGAUUAUAAGGAAGGUAGACUAGCUUCCCUAUUGUAAUUUUGAAAAGUUAAGCAAGAGAUUCAGUUUGUUAGUAAAUAACCUAAUUUGAGGAAUGUGUGGAGAAAACUUUCAAGAAUACUACAUAGGUUUCUUAAUUUCUUUGGAUGAGAUUGGUACCAACUGAAAAUUAAAAAUAAUUCAACCAUCUUUUGAAAGGAAUCUAAAAUCUUGAAGUUUUAUGCAUAAUAUGUCCUUACUACUGUAAAGGAAAAGUAAUUUAUCAGAACUGGUAUCUUUUUAUUGUGAGUUUUAAUAAUGUCUUGGGAGGAAGAGAGGGGGGUAAAAAUUGCUAUAUAAUUUCUUUACUGGUCAAAUUUUAGUUAAUAUUUAAUUUUUCUAGAAGGUUCCUGGCUUUAAUUGGGAGGAACAGAUCAAUGAAUUUUGAUAAUAGUUAAAAUACGUUGAUCUAGUGGGAAAAUAAAAUAAUUUUCUAGUAAAACUCAAUUGCACUCCUACCAAAUAAACAGAAUACUAGUAAUGUCUGAGAGAUUUCUCAAUAGUGAUUUAGCUGUAUGUGGCAUAGAAUUUGGAAAUGUAACUUGAAUGUAAAUAUGCUGCAAACGGUUGAAUGCAUACCUAGAAAUACUUUUUCUGUCAAUGCCAAAUACCUAUUGUAAAUGAACCUUAACAAUCACAUUCCUCCUUUGAACAAUAAAAUUUCUUUAUAAAACUCCUAAUUUUGCUCUUUCACGAUAAACUGCCCAAAAGAUUAGGAAUAAUUUCCUUGUUAUCACAGGUGUCAAUAUUUUUCUGUAUUUUGUGUAUAAUUUUAUUUUUUAAAUAAAAGGUUUAUAAAAACUA
Echinops telfairi (small Madagascar hedgehog) is the source of this 4549-nucleotide messenger RNA. It is a transcript of the gene C2CD5, whose product is annotated as C2 calcium dependent domain containing 5. The coding region runs from base 43 to 3390 and encodes 1115 amino acids. Gene Ontology annotation, molecular function: calcium ion binding; calcium-dependent phospholipid binding. Gene Ontology annotation, biological process: intracellular protein transmembrane transport; positive regulation of D-glucose transmembrane transport; positive regulation of vesicle fusion. Gene Ontology annotation, cellular component: plasma membrane. The record is from RefSeq and is a predicted model, not a curated record. Lineage: Eukaryota; Metazoa; Chordata; Mammalia; Afrosoricida; Tenrecidae. The transcript is spliced from 25 exons.